This is a messenger RNA of Cuscuta europaea, 1716 nucleotides long. NCBI's taxonomy places the organism in Eukaryota, Viridiplantae, Streptophyta, Magnoliopsida, Solanales, Convolvulaceae. The record is from the annotation of a GenBank genome assembly.
CAGAAUUAUCCGUAAGCAAAACAGUUUUCUAUAUCUUAACUUACCCAAACGGACCUGCAAUUUAAAUAAAUAAAUAGCCGCAAGGUGCUAGGUUUUGGGAAUCGCUGGGAGACGGCAAUCCGAGCGCAGAAAGAGGGCCUAAAUCUAGGCGCUUUAUCUCUCUUCGUUUCACUUGUAUCGCUAGGGUUUUUUGGUUCCUCUCCCCAUUCCUUCUCCAGCCAUGAGCGACGCCAAAGACGCCCUCGAUAUGUCCGAUCUCCAUGCUGCUUUGAAUUCAGAUGAUAGAGCUGAUCUUGUCAGUGCUCUCAAAAAUAAGCUUCAGGAUCUUACAGGGAAGCACUCGGUUGUGCUUGAGAACUUGUCUCCAAUUGUAAGAAAGCGUGUUGAUGUUCUCAGAGAGGUUCAGGCUCAACAUGAUGAGCUGGAAGCAAAAUUCAAUGAAGAGAGGGCAGCACUGGAAGCUAAGUACCAGAAACUUUAUCAACCGCUAUAUUCAAAGAGAUAUGAAAUUGUAAAUGGAGUUGUUGAUGUUGAAGGGAAUGAAUCUGAAACUCCUGCAGAUGGAGGAAAGGGAGUCCCUGAUUUCUGGCUUACUGCUAUGAAGAAUAAUGAAGUGUUGUGUGAAGAGAUCACAGAACGUGAUGAAGGUGCUCUUAAAUUUUUAAGAGACAUCAAGUGGUCCAGAGUUGACGAACCAAAGGGAUUUAAGCUCGAAUUUUGCUUUGACACCAACCCAUUUUUCAAGAAUUCUGUUUUGACCAAAGUAUAUCACAUGAUUGAUGAAGAUGAACCAAUUCUAGAGAAAGCAAUUGGGACUGAGAUAGAAUGGUAUCCUGGGAAGUCCUUGACACAGAAGAUACUGAAGAAGAAGCCCAAGAAGGGAUCUAAGAAUGCUAAACCUAUCACUAAAACUGAAAAGUGUGACAGUUUCUUCAACUUCUUUAGUCCGCCUCAAGUUCCAGAGGAUGAAGAUGACAUUGACGAAGAUGCUGCUGAGGAGCUCCAAAAUUUGAUGGAGCAGGAUUAUGAAAUUGGGUCAACAAUUCGAGACAAAAUCAUUCCACAUGCUGUGUCUUGGUUCACAGGCGAGGCUGUUCAGGAAGAGUUUGAAAUAGAUGAUGAAGAUGAGGAAGAUGAAGAUGAUGAGGAGGAUGAAGAAGAUGAGGAAGAUGAGGAAGAUGAUGAUGAAGAGGAGGAUGAAGAUGUUAAGCCCAAGAAGAAGUCUCCUGCUACACACAAGAAAACUGGACGGGCACCUGCAGUUGAUGGCCAGCAGGGUGAGCGACCUCCUGAGUGCAAGCAGCAGUAAUAAAUGUCUGAAGGCUGGUUCUCCUGAUUGGUCUGGAUGGAAUGGGAUGGAGAACUGGCUUAGUUGGUGUGGUGGUGCUUUUGUUGGCUUGAAGGGACAAUUUUGAUCCGUUUGCAAAUCUUGCGUAAUAUAUUAUUUAUUACUCGUAUGUUUGUGUUGUUUUUGCAAGUUACGUUACUAUUAUUUUGUUGGGAUUCAGAAAAUAGUUUGGUCGUCUCGUGAAGUAAAUUGUUUUGUUGGAGUUGCGAUCUGAUUGGAAAAUUUGUAUUGUAUCUUCAUACUCGUAAUUCUCUCCUUUACUCCCCCAUUAUAUCAUCCAAGUGGGAUUUCGUUUCUUUUAUGAAUUUCAAGAUAUUAUUUUGUAAAAUCAAGUAAUCAAUGUUGCUCCAAACUUGAUGUUUUGUUCC